AUCAGCGAUCGGUAUUUCAGCACAUGGCUGCGUAGGUCGACUGGUCGUGGUUGGGCUCCUGUGUGAGCUAAAACAAGUCUUGAUAAAAGUCAUAAUGAUGAAUGUCGACGUUACGCAGUUGCCUUCAGAGAUUUUAUUUCGCGUUUAGUGACUCAAAACGCCCAAAAGCAACAAUAUUACACUAAGUAGCUUCCCAAAGGAAUAGGUGGCCAUAUCAGCUGUCAGUCAUGUCCAUGUUCAGCACAGGUGUCCUCGUCCUUACGUCACCACUACACGUCCUUCCUCUCCGCAUAGCACCCGUCCUCACCUCGGCCGCCCAGGUGGUUGAGCGCACUCUUUACGUUCAUCUCCACCCCGGGCUCAACCUGAGCACAGGUGGGCAGGUGCGGCCCGUCUACAUCCCGCCCGUGGUAGAUCUCUGCUCUCUUAUAUCUCGCCUUUACAGUAAUGCAGCCGACAUCUGUGGUCACCUGGACGUCAGGGUGCUGCUCACGAACAUCCGUGCCCAAUCGGGAAUGUCUUCGGCUGCUUCGAAUGGACCUUUUCCCACCCCGCAAACACUCUCCCAUUCACCAGAGGUCGUGUUGACUGACUUCCCCAUCCAAGACCCCGGCCAGUCCUCGCCGGUCACCCAGUGCCUGAAGAGGUACGCCGGUCAUUGCUACGUCUGCACGCCAGGUCUCUCUUCUGUCCUUCUACAACCAACACUAGAAGUUACAAGUGAGGAAGAUGAUGACAGAGGAGGAAGAAAGGAAACACAGUUACAGUCAUUUACAGAUGUGGUGGUGGGCGGUACUUUUGAUCGACUACACGGUGCCCACAAGACCCUGCUGAAUAUUUCUUGUUUGCUGGCCAAUAGACGCUUUGUCAUUGGUGUAUGUGACCAAGAAUUAUUAAAAAAUAAAGUCUUGAAAGAACUGAUCGAGCCGUACGAUCAUCGAGUACACAGACUGCGGGAGUUUCUCAACGACGUCAAACCGUCUUUGAAAUAUGAAAUCUUUCCUCUCUCCGACCCCUUCGGCCCCUCCAUAAGUGACCCGGAGCUUCAGUGCAUUGUGGUCAGCGAGGAGACGAGAAGAGGAGGUGAAGCUGUCAACAGGAAGCGUGUGGAAAAUAGUUUGGCAGAGCUUGUUUUGUACGAGAUACAGUUACUAAAAGACGCCCAUCAUGCUGACAUCGAGGAGGAGAAGAUAAGUUCUUCCAGCCUGAGAACAAGAUUACUAGGCACACUGCUUAAACCUCCAUCUCCUCGACCCGAUCUCUCUCCAGACCCGUAUGUUAUCGGUCUUACAGGGGGCAGUGGGUCGGGGAAAAGUUCAAUAGCGCUCAGACUGGAGGGUCUCGGUGCCGCGCGGAUCGACUGCGAUCAGCUUGGUCAUGAGGCUUAUCUGCCCGGCACAUCUGCCUACCAUAAGGUCCUGCAGGAGUUCGGCUCAGAUAUCCUUAAUGAGGAUAAGACCAUUAACAGACGAAUACUUGGCGGAAAAGUUUUUGGUAACCAGGAACGUCUGAAAGCGCUGACAGAUAUAGUGUGGCCAGAGAUCGCACUGCUGGUAAAGAAAGAAAUCCUACUGGCUAAAGAACAAGGUAAGCAGGUUUGUGUGGUGGAUGCAGCUGUGUUACUUGAAGCAGGAUGGACACAUUUGGUUCAUGAGGUUUGGGUGGCUACCGUCCCAGAAGAAGAGGCGGUGAAGCGUAUAGUCCAGCGUGAUGGUGUGAAGGAAGAGGAUGCCGUGAGAAGAUUGAAAAGUCAAUGGCCCAAUGCAAAGCUGGUUGAACGUGCUAAUGUAGUUCUGUGUACACUAUGGGAACCUGAUGUCACCCAGAGACAGAUAUUGAAAGCCUGGAAUCUUUUACAGCAGAGGAUUCAGCGGACAAAAGAGGAGCGCAUAUCUACAGAAAACAUUAAUUCAUAAACACUGCACUCAACAUAGCAGAGAUCCAGAAGAAAAGCAUGACUAGAAAUUCUUUUUUAAUACAUGAUGAUGAGGUUUCUUUGUUAAUUUGGGAAUUUGAGGAAAAUCACAUUGUGGUUGCUUUUUAAAAUCAUUUAUAAAGUAUUCGGUACACAUCUUUAUCUCCAUAAGUAAAUGAUCAAGUGUUUGUUAAAAAAA
This is a messenger RNA of Misgurnus anguillicaudatus (oriental weatherfish), 2114 nucleotides long. RefSeq names its product CoA synthase (gene coasy). Gene Ontology annotation, biological process: coenzyme A biosynthetic process. The record is from RefSeq and is a predicted model, not a curated record. Gene Ontology annotation, molecular function: dephospho-CoA kinase activity; pantetheine-phosphate adenylyltransferase activity; ATP binding. Lineage: Eukaryota; Metazoa; Chordata; Actinopteri; Cypriniformes; Cobitidae.